Molecule: messenger RNA, 1170 nt
Organism: Arvicola amphibius (Eurasian water vole)
Lineage: Eukaryota; Metazoa; Chordata; Mammalia; Rodentia; Cricetidae
Gene: Elavl2
Product: ELAV like RNA binding protein 2
Exons: 7
Coding region: 1-1170 (389 amino acids)
Cellular component (GO): ribonucleoprotein complex
Molecular function (GO): RNA binding
Source: RefSeq, a predicted model, not a curated record
AUGGCAGUCAGACUGUGUGAUGUGGCUUCUCUGCUUAGAAGCGGUUCGUGGGCAGCAGAGCCUUGGACCGGGCAGGUAAUUGCUGCCAUGGAAACACAACUGUCUAAUGGGCCAACUUGCAAUAACACAGCCAAUGGUCCAACCACGGUAAACAACAACUGCUCCUCACCAGUUGACUCCGGGAACACGGAGGACAGCAAGACCAACCUAAUAGUCAACUACCUUCCUCAGAACAUGACCCAGGAGGAGCUCAAGAGUCUUUUCGGGAGCAUUGGUGAGAUAGAGUCCUGUAAGCUUGUAAGAGACAAAAUAACAGGCCAGAGCUUGGGUUACGGCUUUGUGAACUACAUUGACCCCAAGGAUGCAGAGAAAGCUAUCAACACUCUGAAUGGAUUGAGACUUCAAACCAAAACAAUAAAAGUUUCCUAUGCUCGCCCGAGCUCAGCUUCUAUCAGAGAUGCAAACUUGUAUGUCAGCGGGCUUCCGAAAACAAUGACCCAGAAGGAGCUGGAGCAGCUGUUCUCACAGUACGGGCGCAUCAUCACUUCUCGCAUUCUUGUCGACCAGGUCACUGGCAUAUCAAGGGGUGUAGGGUUUAUUCGAUUUGACAAGCGGAUUGAGGCAGAAGAAGCUAUCAAAGGCCUAAAUGGCCAGAAACCUCCUGGUGCCACAGAGCCAAUCACUGUAAAGUUUGCUAAUAAUCCAAGCCAAAAAACCAAUCAGGCCAUCCUUUCCCAGCUGUACCAGUCUCCAAACAGAAGGUACCCAGGACCGCUAGCUCAGCAGGCACAGCGUUUUAGGUUGGACAAUCUGCUCAAUAUGGCUUAUGGAGUGAAGAGUAGGUUUUCACCAAUGACGAUUGAUGGAAUGACCAGUCUUGCUGGAAUUAAUAUUCCUGGGCACCCCGGAACGGGCUGGUGCAUAUUUGUGUACAACCUGGCCCCUGACGCAGAUGAAAGUAUCCUGUGGCAAAUGUUUGGGCCUUUUGGAGCUGUCACCAACGUGAAGGUCAUCCGUGACUUUAACACCAAUAAAUGCAAAGGUUUUGGAUUUGUGACUAUGACAAACUAUGAUGAGGCUGCCAUGGCGAUAGCUAGCCUCAAUGGAUACCGUCUGGGAGACAGAGUCCUGCAGGUCUCCUUUAAAACAAACAAAACGCACAAAGCCUAA